This is a messenger RNA of Plasmodium berghei ANKA, 2139 nucleotides long. Its product is annotated as met-10+ like protein, putative. Lineage: Eukaryota; Apicomplexa; Aconoidasida; Haemosporida; Plasmodiidae. Gene Ontology annotation, biological process: tRNA N1-guanine methylation. Gene Ontology annotation, cellular component: cytoplasm. Bases 1 to 2139 code for a protein of 712 amino acids. The record is from RefSeq and is a predicted model, not a curated record. The transcript has 2 exons.
AUGCUUUUCAAAAUAGUAUUUAUAGUUUAUUUUUUGUUCCUUAAUUAUGUUUACUUAUUAAAAAAAAACCAAAGCAAAUUUUAUAAUUUUCAGAUCAUGGAUACAAGAAAUAUAAAAAGUUUGAACGAUGUUAAGGAGAAACUAAGAUAUAAAAAAGAAGCCUAUUGUUUAUUAUUGAAUAAAUAUAAAGUAAAUGAUAUUUUAAAAAAUAAAUAUGUCAAAUUUUGGUUAUUAAAUAUAUAUAAAUUCCCAUCUGUUUUAGUUUAUAACGAUUAUAAAAAUUUAACAGAAGAUCGCGAUGGUGAAAAUAUAUUAAAACAUAUGUAUAGAUAUUUUGAAAAAAAAAAAAGUGAAAUAUUUGAUAAAAAUUCGGAAACAGUGCAUGUAAAAUUAAUUAAUAGUUAUGAAGACUUUGACAUUUCAUUAAAUAAUAACAUUGUGGAAAAUUCUGAUGAGGAUAUUUUUAGAUUAGUUCCUUUGAACAACUAUUUUGAUAAAGCUGUAAAUGAUUUGUUUAAAACUGAAGAAAAUAUUUAUGUUGGUAAUACAAAUAAUGAAAACAAAGACAAAGGCUUUCAAUCGGAACAUGAAUCCCCCUCAGGUCUUAAUAAUAUUGAAAUAAAUGAUGAUAAAAAAAAAAAUAGUAUAAAGAGAAAACGAAAUAUAUAUGAAAUGGAUAAUAUUGAUGAACAUAAUAUUUGUGGGUUUAAUGAUGAAAAUAAAUAUAUAGAUAUGGAAAAUAUUUACAAAAAAAAUAAGCUUGAAUAUGCUGAAGAACUAUUUAAUGAGAUAAAAAAGAAUAAUAUAAAAAUAAAAGUAGUAACUUUAGAUUUUGGAUAUGAAAAUAUGAAUACAUCAGAAGUUUUAAGACAUAUUUUUCCAUCAAUUAAUGAAAUAAUACAUAAAUUUGAAAUUAUUGGGCAUAUUGCACAUUUAAAUUUUUGUAAUAAAUUAGAAGAUUGUAAAAAAAUAAUUGCAGAAGUUAUUUUGGAUAAAAAUAAAAGCAUUAAAACUGUUAUUAAUAAAAAAGAUAUAUUAAAUAAUGUGCAUAGAACAUUUAAUAUUGAACUUUUAGCUGGUGAAAAAAAUUAUAUUACGGAACUAAAAGAAAAUAAUAUAAAAAUUAAAGUAAAUUACGAAUUGAUGUAUUGGAAUUCAAAAUUAAAAAAAGAAAGAGAUCGUAUUUAUAACAGUGUUCAAAAUAAUUCUAUUAUUUUAGACGUUUUUGGUGGGGUAGGUAUAUUUAGUUUAUUGUUAAGCACAAAAAGUUGCUUAUGUUUUUCUAAUGAUAUUAACACACAUGCAUAUGAUUAUAUGAAUAUAAAUAUAAAUAUUAAUAAAAAAAAAAAUAUUUUAACAUAUAAUUUGGAUGGGAGAAAAUUUAUUGAAAAAAUGAUUGAUUUAGAUAUUUUCUCAAUAAAAGAUUCAAAUAUAUUAACUAUGUAUAUAGAUGAGCAAAAUAAAAAAAAUAUAUCCAUGGAAAUCAUAAACAGCAAAGACCAUGCACUUACAGAAAAGAAACUAAAAGAAAAUAAAAAUAAUAAUUAUAGAAAAAAAAAACAGCAAAUUAUUUUGGAAAAUGAAAAAAAUAAUCUAACAAAUUAUGAACAAAACGCUACUAACUAUACUUUGGAGGAGGAUACAAAGAAUGGGCAACUGAAUAAAAAUAUCCAAAAUGAAAAAUGUAAUGUAAAUAAUAAUGGACAAAUUGUCAUAAAUAAUAGUAAUAGUGAUAAUGAUAUAUACAGUAAUACUAAGAAAGAUUCAUUAUGUACUAAUAAAAAAGAAGAUAUAAAUAAAAAUACGAAUAAUCAGGAAAAUCAAUUAAAAAUAGACAUAAAUCUUAGCAAUUAUAAUGAUAUACAUGUAUUAAUGAAUUUACCACAACUUGCUUUGGACUUUUUGGAUAUCUUUAAAAAAAUAAAAAAAAAAAAAAAAAAUGACAAAAUAAGAAAUAUCUUCAUUCAUUGUUAUUAUUUUUCCAAUCCAGAAUCUUUUUAUGAACACGCAGAAAAAAAUAUUAUGUCACAUUUUAAGAAAUUACCCAAAGAAAUGAAAGUUAUAGAGAUCCGGAAAGUAGCUCCCAAUAAAUUAAUGUACGUUGUGGAAUUCAAUUUAAAGGAGUUAUUGGAGCCAUAA